AAAAGGUGUUCAAGCACUAUGGAAACACAUAAUCUAACAUACAUCUUAGAAUUCCAUCUCCUGGGCCUCUCAGAAGAUCCAAACCUACAGCCCAUCCUCUUUGGACUGUUCCUGUCCAUGUACCUGGUCACAGUGUUUGGGAACCUGCUCAUCAUCCUGGCCAUCAGCUCUGACUCCCACCUCCACACCCCCAUGUACUUCUUCCUCUCCAACCUGUCCAUUGUUGACAUCUGUUUCACCUCUACCACAGUCCCAAAGAUGACUGUGGACAUUGUAACUCAAAGCAGAGUCAUCGCUUAUGUGGGCUGCCUUGCCCAAAUGUCUCUUUUUCUCCUUUUUGCAAGUAUGGAUGACAUGCUCCUGACUAUGAUGGCCUAUGACCGGUUUGUGGCCAUCUGCCACCCCCUGCACUAUGCAGCCAUUAUGAACCCUCGCUUCUGUAUCUUACUACUUCUGCUCUCUGUCUUUGUUAGCCUGUUAGACUCCCAGCUACAUGAUUUAGUAGCCUUGCAAUUUACCUGCUUUAAAGAUGUGGAAAUAGCUAAUUUCUUCUGUCAUCCUUCUCAAGUUUUUAACCUUUCAUGUUAUGAUACCUUAUUAAAAACCAUGGUCACAUAUUUUGUUGGAGCCAUAUUUGGCUUUAUUCCUAUGUCACUGAUCUUUUUCUCUUACUAUAAAAUUGUUUCCUCCAUUCUCAAAAUCCCUUCAUCAGGAGGGAGGUACAAAGCCUUUUCUACUUGUAGUUCUCAUGUGUUAGUGGUUUGCUUAUUUUAUGGAACCAGCAUUGGAGUAUACCUUGGUUCAUCUGUGUCAUAUUCUCCCAGUAAGGGCAUGGUGGCCUCACUGAUGUACACUAUGGUCACCCCUAUGCUGAAUCCCUUCAUCUACAGCCUGAGGAACAGGGACAUUAGCAGCACCUUAAGGAAGCUCCGCAGUUGGUGA
Molecule: messenger RNA, 942 nt
Organism: Heterocephalus glaber (naked mole-rat)
Lineage: Eukaryota; Metazoa; Chordata; Mammalia; Rodentia; Bathyergidae
Product: olfactory receptor 7E24
Biological process (GO): G protein-coupled receptor signaling pathway
Cellular component (GO): membrane
Molecular function (GO): G protein-coupled receptor activity; olfactory receptor activity
Source: RefSeq, a predicted model, not a curated record